Messenger RNA from Zeugodacus cucurbitae (melon fly), 2348 nucleotides. It is a transcript of the gene Mer, whose product is annotated as moesin/ezrin/radixin homolog 2. The record is from RefSeq and is a predicted model, not a curated record. Bases 319 to 2211 code for a protein of 630 amino acids. The transcript is spliced from 5 exons. Gene Ontology annotation, biological process: positive regulation of early endosome to late endosome transport; positive regulation of protein localization to early endosome; regulation of organelle assembly. Gene Ontology annotation, molecular function: cell adhesion molecule binding; actin binding. Gene Ontology annotation, cellular component: apical part of cell; adherens junction; plasma membrane. Lineage: Eukaryota; Metazoa; Arthropoda; Insecta; Diptera; Tephritidae.
UUGCACUUUUAGUGAUCGCGCUGUAACAAAAAAGAUGAAAUUUUGUAAUAAAAAGAUCAUACAAACUAUAAUUAAACUAUAAAAGUGAUUGGCAGCUGACGGCUGUCAGGCACAGCAGCGUGCUUUAAAUUUUAUGUGCCUUAUAAAGUGCCAAAUUAGCGAUGAGUAUUUAAUAAAUUAAUUUACAACAAAACACGUCCGUUUUUGGUACAAUGUUUAGCAACAAUUUGGACAACAUCACAAAACAAUAACAAAGUGCACUCGAAGACAUAACAAACCAGCGUAGGCAUAUAGACACACUAAUGUCUGCAUAAUAUAAUGAUGAGUCCAUUUCGGUCGAAGAAAAAUCGCUCGCUACCAGUGAAGGUGGUAACCUUCGAUUCAGAAUUAGAAUUCAAUUUGGGCCAUCGGGAGACGGGACAAGAACUUUUUGAUUUGGUUUGUCGCACGAUAGGCUUGCGUGAAUCAUGGUACUUUGGUUUGCAGUAUGUGGAUGCGCGCGGACAUGUAGCCUGGCUGAAGAUGGACAAGAAAGUCAAAGAUCAACGCAUACAACUGCAAGCUAAUGACUUUUACGUGUUCAAUUUCUAUGCAAAAUAUUUUCCGGAGAAUGUUAGUGAGGAGCUAAUACAGGAAAUCACACAGCAUUUGUUUUUCCUACAAGUUAAACAGAGUAUACUGUCCAUGGAUAUAUAUUGUCGGCCGGAAGCGUCAGUGUUGUUAGCAUCAUAUGCGGUGCAUGUGCAGUACGGUCCUUACGACUAUGAAACCUACAAGGAUGGCAUGCUAGCGAGCGCAGACUUGUUGCCAAAAAAAGUUACCGACCAGUAUCAAAUGACACCGGAAAUGUGGGAAGCACGCAUUAAGACAUGGUAUAUGGAUCAUGAACCGAUGACGCGUGACGAAGUUGAAAUGGAAUACUUGAAGAUCGCACAAGAUUUAGAUAUGUAUGGUGUAAACUAUUUUCCUAUUACUAAUAAAAAUAAAACCAAAUUAUGGCUUGGCGUUACCGCCAUCGGACUUAAUAUUUAUGAAGAAAAUAAUAAGCUUUCUCCACGCACCACGUUUCAAUGGAACGAAAUAAGACAUGUGAGCUUCGAUGAUAAGAAAUUUACCAUACGUCUGGUGGACACAAAAGUUUCUAAUUUUAUUUUCUACUCACAAGAUUUGCAUAUUAAUAAAAUGAUUUUAGAUUUGUGUAAAGGCAAUCAUGAUCUGUAUAUGCGACGUCGUAAGCCGGACACGAUGGAAAUACAACAAAUGAAAGCGCAAGCAAAGGAGGAGAAGCAGCGCCGCCAGCAAGAACGCGCUAAGUUUUUGCGCGAGAAAAAGUUGCGCGAAAAGGCGGAACGUGAUCGCUAUGAACUGCAGAAGCGUUAUGAGCAUUUGCAGGAGGAGAUGCAUAUGGCUAGUGAUGCGUUGCGUCGUUCCGAGGAGACCAAGGAGCUGUACUUUGAGAAAAGUCGCGUGAAUGAGGAGCAAAUGCAAUUGACCGAAUGUAAAGCACAUCACUUCAAAACCGAAAUGGAUCGUUUGCGUGAGCGACAAAUGAAAAUUGAACACGAGAAGAUGGAUUUGGAGAAAAAGAUACGCGAUGCGGACUUUUAUGUACACCAGUUAACACUCGAAAAAGAUAAACGUGAGGCAGAGGCGGAAAAGCUGCGAAAAGAACUGCAAUGUGCACAAUUAGCGGAGCGUGAAGCCACCGCACGUCUGCUUAAUUUCAUCAAUCAUGGACGCAAAACAUCCACCGAUAGUUUAGUGGCCGUUUCAGGCAAUACCGUACUCGUCUCGGCUACAAAUACGGCUGUCAGCACACCGUCGUUGACCAACAGCAAUUCAACUGUGGACAUGGACACGGCAGGCGGCGUCGAAUUGACAACAUCCCAUAAUGAUCUUAGCGCCAACACAAUCGACGCGUGCGCCGAUUUUAUUGAUGAUUGCGAAACAAAGGAAUUCAUACUCACCGAUGCGGAAAUGGAGCAAAUCACAAAUAGUCGUUUAGAGUAUUUAAAGAAAUCCAAACAAAUGGAAAAUCAAUUGCAAACGUUGCGUUCACAAAUUGAAUUGUUGAAGAUCGAAGAAAAUCAAUGCAAUUUGGAUAUACUUAGUGAGGCGCUCAUCAAGGCAGGCGAAACGAAAUACUCAACGUUGAAAAAACUAAAAUCAGGUUCGACAAAAGCGCGUGUUGCUUUCUUCGAGGAACUAUAGUUGGAUUGGGGAAUUUAAUGUUUUAAUUUUGAAUUGAGUUUGUCAAUUAGAAUUUAGCAAUAAUUUUUAGUGCUAACAAAGUGACAAGUUGUAUACCUAUUAGUUUUAAAUAAAACAACUGCUGUAAUACAGUAAAA